This is a messenger RNA of Harmonia axyridis, 2856 nucleotides long. Its product is annotated as zinc finger protein 470-like. Gene Ontology annotation, cellular component: nucleus. Lineage: Eukaryota; Metazoa; Arthropoda; Insecta; Coleoptera; Coccinellidae. Gene Ontology annotation, molecular function: DNA-binding transcription factor activity, RNA polymerase II-specific; RNA polymerase II transcription regulatory region sequence-specific DNA binding. The record is from RefSeq and is a predicted model, not a curated record. The transcript has 9 exons. The coding region runs from base 156 to 2459 and encodes 767 amino acids. Gene Ontology annotation, biological process: regulation of transcription by RNA polymerase II.
UCUGUGAUUGCAACUUUGGCAAACAUCAUAUAUUUUAAUUUUCUGUGCGUCAUCAUAAAGUUACAAGCUUGGCAGCAUUUGUUAAAACUUUUUAGCCGUCAACCCUGAUUCCUUGAAAAUUAAUGUUUCCCUAAAUCAACAAAAUAUUUACUAGGAUGUCUUCUAAUGUUUUGAAUACUAAUUCACUCUGCCUGAUUUGUAAUGGGAGUUGCAUUACCUCAAGGAAUUCAAUACACAUUUUCAAAGAGGAGACUAUCACCUGUUCUGAAAAACCUUUAGUGGCUAUUUUAUCUCGAGUGUUGGACAAAGAUAUAACAGAAGAAUCUGUCCAUUCAAAACUGAUGUGUAAAAAAUGUUUCAAGUCAUUUGAUGAAUUAGAUGAUCUUGAAAUGCGGUACAAUGAAAUAAAAGGAGAACUACUAAGAAAUUAUAAACUUUCGUUUCAAAAACAUAAUUCUGAGAAUGUUGAUUUGAAAGGAAAACAUGAAAAUUCACCUGGUAAGAUGAAAAUUAUGGUCAAACAGAAUCUAAGUUCAGUGAGUGUUUCAAAGAAAAAAAUGAUUCCAGUGAAAAAUUCUCUAAAAACGCAGGGUUCGAAUAAACAAAAUUUACCUACAAUUGAAGAUAUUGAUGAAGAAUUAUUUCAAAUACAAAGGGAAAAAGAUGAUAAUGAAAUUCAAGAACAAUCAGAUCAUUCUGAAGCAGAAUUUAUUGAACUCAAUGAACACCAUGAAAUAAUUGAUACUGGAGCUUUAGAGCACAGUUCGGAUUCUGAUUAUGAACCCACUUAUGUUCAAGGAGUUAUGGAAGGUCAACAUGAAAAUAAUUUAGAAAAUCAAGUAGAUUUUGACAAAACUGAUGAUUCAAGGAAAAACAGUGUUGAAAAUUUGAAAGUGGUGAAGGAGGAGUAUGAUAUUAUUGUUUCUAAAGAUGGAAAUGAUUAUACAUGUUUAAUCUGCGAUUCUGAGCCAUUUGUUGGGGACCGUAAAACCAUAAUAACUCAUAUAAAAACGUUGCAUAAUCUGAGAUUAUAUAUUUGCGAUGUGUGUGGCUUGGAUUUCAGGAAAAGAAAUGAAUUAUCAGCUCAUCUAGAUGAACAUGUAGAGAUGGAAGAAGGGGACUUUCAAUGUGAGAUAUGUAAUAGAAUAUUCAGCAAUCUCAGGCUGUUUAGGAUACAUAAGAGGAUGCAUGCCCCUCAACAUAAGGCGUGGGAAUGCCAAGAAUGUGGAAAAAAAUACAGUUCCAAAAACCUCCUUGAUGAACAUCGAAACAUGCAUUCCGGUGUUAGACCUUAUGUGUGCGAAAAAUGUGGCAAAGAUUUUGCUUCUAAGUAUACUUUCAAGGCCCAUGAAAAAACGCACGAAGCAAGACCCAGGCCUUACCUUUGCGGACAGUGUCCGAAAACGUUUCUUAGUCAACAGAAUUUAAGCCAACACGAGCGGACGCAUUUGGGAAUCAAGGAGUACUCUUGUCACCUUUGUGGGAAGCAGUUCGGAUCUGCCCAUAAUUUGGAAGUACAUUCUAUCGUUCAUACAGGAUAUAAGCCAUUCGGAUGUAGUUUGUGCGGAAAGGCAUUCGCCAGAAAAGCGGAAAUACGAGACCACGAGAGAACCCAUACCGGAGAGAGACCUUUUCAGUGUGAGUUUUGUGGUGCGAGGUUCAGUCAACGAAGCAAUCUGCAAUCUCACAAACGUGCAACCCAUUACGAUGAUAAAAGGCACAAAUGCGAUGAAUGUGGAAAAGCUUUCAAGAGAAAACGUCUCUUGGACUACCAUUUGAAAGCAGCUCAUACAGGUGAAAGGCCUUUCAAAUGCAAUGUUUGUGAGGCGACAUUUGUUUAUCCAGAACAUUUCAAGAAACAUCGCAGAAUUCAUACAGGAGAGAAACCUUUCAUGUGUGAGGUUUGUGGAAAGGCUUUCAACAGCCGAGAUAAUCGAAACGCUCAUAGGUUCAUUCAUUCUGAUAAAAAACCUUAUGAAUGUUUGGUUUGUGGCGCAGGCUUCAUGAGAAAACCACUUCUUUACUCGCACAUGCAAUCUCAAGGUCAUUUGAAUGAUACCAUAGUGGUGAAUCAACCUCGUCUAAGCAACGAUGAUGAUCCGGUGGUGACUGUGAACGAAGAAGGGGAAAUGGAGAUAAUGGACCCUAGUGUCAAUCCUGAAGAUUCAAAGUUGUACAUUGCGGAACAUAUAUUAACAGAGGAAGAGCUGGCGGAUAGAGAAGAAGAAGGACACAUAGAACAUAUUAUAAUUGAUGGACAACAUAUAACUUUUAAAGAGGACGGCGAAGCAGAAUAUGCAACUGGUGAUUAUGAAGAAAUAAUCCAAAGCAGUUUACUUUCCCAAGGUGAAACACAAAUUGUUCAAACUGAGGAGGGUCCCAUGCAAUUAGUAAGAGUUAGAAUACCUGACGAAAACGGAGGGGAGCAAGAAGCUUGGGUGAAAUUGAUGCCGGAAUAAUGUAAAUAUGGCACUUGUAAAUAUUUAUAAGUUAAUAGAAAUGUUGAAUUUUUUGAAUUUUGUAUACAAAUUAAGAAACUCCUUUUCAAAACCAAAUAAAUUCUGACUGAAUAAGUAUUCCUAUUUAAUUUUUCGAUUAUAAUAAGCCUGACAUCUUUAAUGGUUGUAACAACAAAAAAUGUAAUAAUUGUCUGAAUAUAUUUGUUUGUUGCCUCAACUUCUUGUCUUUUUCUACUCGGUUAUUCUAACUACCUUACAUAAAAUGGUUGUUUCAAAAUAACAGAUUGCAAAAUUGCCAUGAUAAUCUAGUCCGAUCGUAUAUGAGAAUAUUACUGGACAAUGGAUGUAUUCAUUCUGUGAAAAUGUCAAAAUUUCAGGUGAAUAAACGUCUUUCUCU